Messenger RNA from Durotheca rogersii, 1084 nucleotides. RefSeq lists its product as uncharacterized. NCBI's taxonomy places the organism in Eukaryota, Fungi, Ascomycota, Sordariomycetes, Xylariales, Xylariaceae. The transcript has 2 exons. The coding region runs from base 106 to 864 and encodes 252 amino acids. The record is from RefSeq and is a predicted model, not a curated record.
CUUCAUCAUCCUUUCCUUCCGACCCCUCCUCCAUCCGAACUAGCAAAUUCUUAAACCCGCCCUUGAAGUCCCAGCAAGCUUUCUCACCCUCCGAGCAUCCUUAAGAUGAGCUCUGGCACGCUCCUGCGUGGCAGCUGCCACUGCCGCAGAAACCAGUACAGCGUCCAGAUUCCUGACGAUGCAUCCGAGCGUGCUCAGGUCCUGUUUGAUUCCACUACAGACAGCCUCGCUUCUGCUGCACCCCUCUCCGCUUUCCUCCGAGUCCCGCUAGAUUGGUACCACAGCCGGGUAUUCUCCUUCUUUCCUGACGAAUCCCCGUCCUUCGUCCGACGAGUCUAUACCCACCCGGCUGAACCCAGCUCGAUGAGACAGUUUUGCGGUAUCUGUGGCACGCCCCUGAGUUACUGGUCGGAGGAGCCUCGAACUGAAGCGGAUUUUAUUCAGUUGACGCUGGGUAGCCUCUUGACCGAGGACCUACGCGACCUAGAAGAGAUGGGCUUGGUUCCCAGUGAGCCCGAGCAGGACCCUAUUGACAUCGAGUCGGCCCCACCGUCUACCUCUAGCCAGCGGCCACAGUUGACCGGACAAGACACGGCCGGUAUAACUUGGUUCCAGGAUAUGAUUGCGGGCAGCCGUCUGGGAAAUAUGCAUAUUACGAAGGGUGUUCAUGAAAGCCGAGACCGGACGAUUCGCGUGGAGUAUGAAAUCACGGAGUGGGCAGAAGAGGACGAGACAGAGGUGGAGGAGGAGGCCCGGGGACAGGCCGGGGACUCAUCGGAGCCACCUGGGUCGCCUGCGAAAGCAAAGAGGAAGCGCGAGGGGGAGGAUGUUAGCAAUGAUGCUGCUGUUCGAGGCGCCGUCUAAGCUUCGCCGUCAUGGGCUCGCAACUUGCUUAGGUGCUUAUUAUUUGCUAGCAUCUUCAACCUACGGUUGUGAAGCAUCGGUGAGCAGAAAACGGUCUCACCGGGAACGGGGUGGGUGUGGUAUCCGUGGCUUUCAGGAUUUGCUUUUUCCCUGGGUUCGUUUUGCUAUCGACGGAUAGCACAUCGCGUUUUAUUUUGCCCCCUCGUUCUCUCCGAGAGAG